UAUAUUUUUUAUACUACUAUCUCUCCUUUUUGUUUUGAGUGAUGAAUUAUUAUGAGUCAUGUGAUGCCUCCUAAGAACAUCUAAUUGUAUGUUAUAGUAUCGCCUGUUAUUAAAAGUAAAGAUAGGAGUAACCUUUUCGGCAAUAGAAACAUAUGAAUAUAACAAGAUAUACCUAGACAUGUGUAACCAUGCAUGCCCUGUGCGUGUGCACAUGCCAUCAUCAUGAACCAAUCUUAUGCUGUGUUCUAAUGUACAAGUAUACACGCUUAUUUAUUUAUGUAUUUAUUUAUUUAUUUAUUUAUUUAAUACUUGAUUGAGUUAUUGAUUUAAACUCUUGAAUCUUCAAUAAUACUGGGAAAUUAUGAUGUUUGUAUUUUGUUAGUAUUUCAUUUAAUUUAAUUGCCGAUCACUUAUUGCUCAUAUAUUUUGUCUCGUAUGUUCUCUUUUUUAAUGGUUUCUAAAUCUGAAAAGUUAUAAUUAUAAGACAAGUAAUAUAAUAUAUUUUUUUUAUUAGAGGUAAAAGAUAAGCGUUACCUUUUUCGCAACUUAUGCCACGUGAAAAUGCCAUUCGUGAUAACCCAUCUUUUUUUAUGAUCCAUCAUACAAGUCUACAUUCUUAUAUUUAUGUGUUUAUUUGUAGUUGUUGUAGGUCUUUUUUUAUAUUUUUAUUUCUAUUUAUGUUAAAUAUAUUUAAUCUUUAUUCUUAAUUUAUUUAGUCAUCAAUAAUACUGGGUAAUUAUUACAAGAAAUGCAUUCCUUUUGUUGUUAUCUCAUUUAAAUUAAUUUUAAUUUACUUAUUGCUCAUAUAUUUUGUAUAUCGCGCUCACUUUUUCUCUUAUUGAAAAUGUUAUGCUUGAUAUCACCAGGUCGUAUGAGUCUACUAAUUAACAUUAUUAACUCAUGUUAAUCAAUAACCAAUACUUAAGUUAUGAAAUUAUCACAUCAUGCUACUACGUGUGUACAUUUAGAACAACUCUCUGAAGUGCAGCAAACACUUUUUGGGCACUUAGAGUUUCCAAUUUUGUCUCGACCUCAUGGCAACAACCUCAUUCACCCUCUUCAUCUACAAGCGCCACAAGUGGUUAUAAAUACAUCACCAAGACCAGAUAGUCCAACAUCUUUUGCUUGACACCUAAACUAGAAUUUGUUGCAACUAAAACCAUAUAUUGUUUUGAAAUGGCAAGCACCUACAACUACCUGAAGGAUGUGGAUGCAUCUAAUGACAAUUUGAUCUAUAGGAUCAAGCUGAGGGCAUUGAAAAUAUGGUCACUGUCCCCCGUCCAGCAGAAAUACGUAAGACCAACUUUGGAGUUUGUGGCAAUGGACCAGCUGGGAGAUCGCAUCCAAUGUUCCAUUAGGAAUCCACAGCGGAGGCUGUUUGAGGAUGAGUUGGUGGAGGGAAAAAUAUAUACCAUCUGCAACUUUUCAGUUGCCGUUAAUGAUAAAAAAUACAAGGCCACUAAUCAUGCUAGCAGGAUUUACUUUAAGAGGGAUACUCAACUUCGACUAGUUGAUGAUCCAUCCUUUCCUGAGAAUGUCUUCCGAUUUGUUCCUAACGAAGUCAUACUCAACCACACCAACACUCAGUCACAUCUUAUAGAUGUCAUUGGUCUUCUGACGGCCAAGGGUGACAUAAUUGAAUUUACUAAAAAUGGAAAGAAGAGCAACUACAUCGUUCUGGAACUUGACGACAUGCAGGGAAAAGGAAAAAUUCGCUGUACACUUUGGGAGGAGUUCGCAAGUAAGUUGGUCAAACAUAUUCAAGAGCAGCCGACGUCUGAGUAUAUCCUAAUUGUACAAUUCGCUAAGUUCAAUCUAUUUAAAGGUACAAUGGGGAUAUCAAACACUACCUAUAAUUCAAAUCUUUACAUCAAUGCAGACUUUCAGGCGGUAAAGGAUUUUUGUAAAAGUGUCAUUAUGUCCAGUGUUCCACCUCCAAAUCAACUCUCCCAAAUAGCGACUGAACCUGUAUACUCCAUUGAGGAAGAUCUCAUUGACAAGUCAAUAUAUAAAUCCAUUUCUAAGCUCAAGGAAUGCAUUGAGAAUGGGAGCUUUGUUACAAUUGGAACUGUUGUUGCAAUCGAUCCUAAGAACGGUUGGUGAUACAAAAGUUGCAAACAUUGUUUCCAUUCUCUGAAGGAGGCCGAGAACUCAUACCACUGCGCCAAAUGCGACACGUAUCCCACCAUUCACACUCCACGGUAUAGCAUUAAUAUUAAGGUUGUUGAUGACACUGAUUCGGCUGCAUUUCUGCUGUAUGACAAAGAAUCUUCCAAAUUUCUUGGGAUCUCAGCUUCUGAUUUCAGACUUGCACAACUGACCAGGGGUGGCACCAAUGAGGAAUACUCGAUAGAGCUUAAUUCUUUUAGGGGGAAAAAAUUUAUCUUCAAAGUCUCCGUGAAGAUGGAGGAUCUUAACUCAUUCCAACCGUGCAAGAUAAUUGUCAUGAAGCUUUGUGGAGACAUGUCUGUCAUAUCAAAAUUUAUUCAGAAGCAUGACAUAUAUCAGCAAAAUCUAGCAUUAGAGCACUCACAACUACUCAGCAUGCAAUCUGGGUCUGCAGAGACGCCUAAGGUUACCGUCAUUCUCAACAGAUCACAUAUUUUUUUACUAAAUCCAACGAAAAUCUAUUUUUAUAAAUACCUUCAAAUUUCAGCACACAUGUUCACCCUCUGUUGAGAUUUUGGUCGGCGACACUAAUGAGGGUUACUCAACUCCAAAGAGAAACAUUGUUAGUGGCGGAUGGACUAAACAGCUUAUUGAUCUCUGUCCGGAUUCUGCCGAAGGAUCAUCCACAAAGUGUAGGAAAUUGAAGGAUGGCCAGGUUGCUGGUGUUGAUAAACCCCAUCAGGAUUAGUGCGCCAAAGCCUACAAGAGAAAUUACACAUAGAUUAAUGAUCUACCUAUAGGAUCACACUAUGUUUUGUACUGUUAAUGCUACUUUCGGUUAAGAUCUUGUGUGUUGUCCUGAACUUGGGGAAUUUUAUAGGUUCCCCUUUACCUAUGUUUUCCAAAUAACGCAUGGCUAUAUACAGUUAAACCAUGCAUGUUGUUGUGUUUCUUUAAUGCUUACUACCCUGUAUGUGUGGCAGGAGCAGUAUCCAUGAUAUGCACCUGCUUACUGUGAUGUUGCUUUUAAUGCUAUCUUAGUAUUUAAUGUGGUCA
Arachis ipaensis is the source of this 3165-nucleotide messenger RNA. Lineage: Eukaryota; Viridiplantae; Streptophyta; Magnoliopsida; Fabales; Fabaceae. The record is from RefSeq and is a predicted model, not a curated record.